This is a messenger RNA of Talaromyces rugulosus, 2067 nucleotides long. RefSeq lists its product as uncharacterized. The transcript has 3 exons. The record is from RefSeq and is a predicted model, not a curated record. Gene Ontology annotation, molecular function: DNA-binding transcription factor activity, RNA polymerase II-specific; DNA binding; zinc ion binding. Gene Ontology annotation, biological process: regulation of DNA-templated transcription; DNA-templated transcription. NCBI's taxonomy places the organism in Eukaryota, Fungi, Ascomycota, Eurotiomycetes, Eurotiales, Trichocomaceae. The coding region runs from base 1 to 2067 and encodes 688 amino acids.
AUGCUGAAUAGCUCAGUGGCCACGGAAAAUCGGCGGAAAAGAGUCCGCAAGGGAACGAAGAGCUGUUGGGAGUGUAAACGGAGAAAGAUCAAGUGUAUUCCCUCUCCAGAUCUCUCUAUUUGCACUGGUUGUCUAGAAAGGAGCACUGCGUGUGUCAGUCAAGAGUAUGUGGAUGAUGAUCCACAACACCAUGUUGAGGACUCGGCGUUGGCUCGCCGUAUAGCAAGAGUAGAGUCAUUACUAGAGACAUUGACAGAUAGGAUUUCUUCGAAUCAAGUUGGAGGUGGCUUGACUCCUUCAUCUAUUCCGGCAACGACAAACGAGUCGCAGCCUCUGUUCGCAUCACUACCUACUGGUUUUGGAGGGCAUGCUGAAGUUGGCCCUGCAACUGGAAAGGUUGAGAUUCUACGUCGACAACUGAUUAAGAUGUUACCUUGUCAAGCCGAUGUAGACUUUUUGUUCGCUUCGAGUCAUGGAUGGUGGCUUAUCCAGCAACAUAUGAUGCCGCAUCUACCGGACCAUAUUGAGAGUGACAGUCAAGGGUUAUUUAAAAUCACCACCGUCUCAACCGGACAUCUGAUGGGUAUCACGAGACUACUUCUCUGUAUUUCAAUCUGCAUUCAACAGCUCUCACCUGGAACCGACAUGCGCCAACUCCAAACUACCGUACCACUUCGAGAAAUGAUGAGUAGUAUUAUUAACUUUCUCGACCAAAACGUCCUUUCUGAUGACGAGGUAACUGGAAGUAUUGAAGGUGUUGAAUGCCUUGCACUUCAGGGAAUAUACGAAGUCAAUGCUGGAAAUCUUCGAAGAUCAUGGCUUGCGUUUCGAAAGGCCAUUACGAUAUCCCAGCUUCUAGGUCUGCACCGAAAGCCGUUCAAGACGUCUCAGGAAACGCUGGAUGUGAUGGAGACAAAACGGCUUCAUUUAUGGUACCAGGUUUCCAGAGGAGAACGCUACCUCUCUACCUUACUCGGCGUACCAUCAGGUACAGUCUCAGCGGCCUUGCCUUUUGACGACAAAGCCACCUGGCUUUCACAGGAGGAUCAUUAUCACAUGCAGUUAUACCAUAUAUCUGGCCUCAUACUUUCUCGCAACCAAGAAGAUUUUACUCAUUCCUUCUCCACCACUCAGCGAAUUGGAGAACUGCUUGAUUCCCUCUCAGAGGAAAUGCCGCCAGCCUGGUGGGAUAUACCUACCAGCAUCCCGACGGACCGCACCAAAAAAUCAUCCAUUGAAUUUGAGCGAGUGAUGUGCCAAAUCUGGCAUUUCGAGCUGGAAACACUGGUGCACCUCCCGUUCAUGCUCCGCGCGGCGACUGACCGACGAUAUGAACAUUCGCACGUCUCUUGCUUGAACGCCAGUCGAAACCUAAUUAAGAGGUGGAUUUCCAUUCGUGAGAGCCAUAUUACUCUCCUUUUUUCCAACCUGCUCGAAUUUGAAGCUUUUACAGCAGCGACCACUCUCCUCCUGGGGCUCCUGGGAGCCCAAAAAAAUACGAACCAGGCUGUCUUACAAGAACGGUACGAGGAUUCUCAGCUUGUAGAGACGGUCAUUCAAAAUUUCGAAAGACUCAAGCAGCAUGGCGCCGGGAUGGCCGUUGAUACUCAGAGCAUUUCAGUGAUUCGCACACUGCAGCAAUUCCUUCACGGAACCCUUUCUGGAAAGCUGCGUCUUGAGAUACCGUUCUUUGGGAUUAUCAAAAUUGCAAGUAGUGGUGCCGUGCAACCACUGGAAGGCGAGAGGGUCCUCGGGGCAAAUGCGUGCCAAACCACUGCUUUCCCAUCCACCAUAUCUUCUUCAUCCAUAACGAGAAUGGAUAGUGCUCCGAGUUUAAUGUCCCAUCGUACAAGACAACCACCCUCGGAAACGGUUGAGAAUGAGGAGAGUAGUUCUAGAGACGAUACUACUAUUUUACAGUUUUCUGGUGCACAUUUUCAACUUCCGGAGGCGCCAGGCAUUCAGAGUAGUGGUCAUGAUACCGGCGAGUGGCUAUUUGAGGAAAGUGAUAGGAUAUUCUUUGACAGUUUGGUUAAUACGGAUUUGGGAGGCGAUUGGGCUUUCUGA